AUGAUGCAGUUUGUGUUGUUGGAAGUGCAUUUGACGGGGUCACUUGGGGGAGAAGAAAGAACCCCAUUCACGAAAACAAAGAAGAUGCUAGGAAGCUCAACUAGGAAGCUCAAAGGUGUCAAUCUCAGUGGAAAAGAGACCGUGCGAUGUUCAAAUCCCAGUUCGGAUGAAGUGGGGAGGACAUACGUCCAGGUCGAUGGUGCCUUCUCCUAUACUUCCUCGACAGCAGCUUGCGGUGGGGUUAUCAUCGACCACAACCAGGGCAUUAAAGAGGGCUUCAAGACCCGACUAAUCUCCGGUGAUGUCCUAACUGCUGAACUCUGGGGAUGUCUUUUUGGCCUAAAGAGAGCGUGGAAUAGUGGCUUUAGAAACGUGGUCCUUAGAUUGGACUCCUCCGAUGCCAUUCGGUUACUUAAGGACCCUACGCCAGAGCUGAAUGAAGACUGGGCUUUGAUUGAAGAAGUCAAGAAUAUGCUCAAGCGGAACUGGAGAGUGGAAUGUCAACUCUUUGACAGAGACGACAACUGGAUGGCAGACAUGCUGGCCAAGCAGGCUCUAAACGACAAACCGGGGUUUAUCAUCCUGGGCCCUGAUAGCGUUCAAACCAUCUUGGACUCGGAUGGCAUAGGAUAG
Messenger RNA from Neltuma alba, 633 nucleotides. RefSeq lists its product as uncharacterized. The record is from RefSeq and is a predicted model, not a curated record. Bases 1 to 633 code for a protein of 210 amino acids. Lineage: Eukaryota; Viridiplantae; Streptophyta; Magnoliopsida; Fabales; Fabaceae. Gene Ontology annotation, molecular function: nucleic acid binding; RNA-DNA hybrid ribonuclease activity. The transcript is spliced from 2 exons.